AGGCUACACGAUUGACAUUCGAAGCCCGAUACUUGUUGUUCUUAUUCUGAAUUCUCGGGGUUAUCGCUCACAACAAAUGCCUUGCGUGGAGGAAGUGGCCGGGCAGUUAAGCGUUUGGGGAAGUGAACGUUUGUCCCAUAUCGAUGGGCAUUUUGGAAGGUUGGAAGUCGAGAGAGGAUGACGGUGUUGAACCGUGAUCUCUGCUUUGUUUCAUAAUCUCCAUAAAAGAAGGACCACGUGGGGCAGGAGCAGUUCACUUUUCUUCACCUCUUUUCUAUUUGUGCCAUUAGGAGCAUCUAAGGGGAAAAAAGCCUAAUAUUAUGAAAAGCCAUAGAUUUAUUCUACUCGUGAGUAAAAUGUUAGAUGCUCUUGGCUUUACUGUCUGUGAAUCAUGAUGUCUUUCCUCCCAUGAAGGAUAAAUAUGGCAUUCAUUCCAACCCAUUUAGCCCAUUAUUCCUUUGUGUAUAAAAUAGGCCCAAUUAAGACAUUCUUUUGUUAAUUUCUGCAUUCUAUGUAUGGCUAGAAAGAGUUUAAAAAUAUCCAUCGCAGCAAAUGUCUUUGAAUGCCUCUUGCAUACUGAACAUACCAUUCACUCCUUCCCCCUCCCCAAUAUUCACACUUAAUAAUGGAGUUUUUAUUUUGGCCUUAGAACAGGUAUAGGGACGGAUCUUCCCACUGGCCCACAUUCGGAUCAAAGUGUCUGGAGAUAUCAGUUGGUUUGACAAAUGUUUUCCAUUUUCACCCAGAUGUUUGGCACUGUCUAAGUCUAACUUCAGAGUAUUUUUUUUCCCUCUUCAUGUGAUGAUUCAUUCACAGUUGUCAAGGUAUAUCCCAAGAGAGGGGUCGAAAUGUUGACAUUUUUCUUCAAGAGUCAAAAAAACAAACAAACAAACAAAUAAAAAAGAAAAGAAACUGCCUUAUGCUUCUUCCAGUAAUUAUGCUUAACUGAACUUCCAGUAUGUGCUUAAGAAACUCCCUGGAAUUUCACUAUUGCAUUCGGCAGCGUUUCCUUGGGUCCCCCAUCCUUUUUGUAUUCUUUUGGGAGGCUUGCCAUCUACUUGUCCUUUUUAUAGCGAAACGGGGAAUCAAAGUAACAAGGACACAAUUUAGCAGAGUCGAGACAAAAGGGAAAGCGGUUUCCGAGACAGGAGCGAAGAAUUUGACUUGAAUUCACUGUUAUCUAUCUUCUGCUUCCUCCUUAUAAAAUGUGUAUUGUGUACCUCUGGAAGAUGAAAUUGGCAUCGUUGUCUGUGCAAACUAGCAAUCCCCCAAGAUGCUGUAACAGUUAUUAGAAGGCUCCAGUAGCUCCAGCAAGGUUGCUCUGAAUGACAUUACAAGGCUUUCUAUUUAAAAUUGUUGCUUGCCGUGACAGAAUGAACACAGAAGACAUUUGUGCCACAAGUGAAACACAGAGAGACAUAAACAGUAUUGUGGAUGGAUGAUCCUUUCCCAGUACUCACUAUCAUUUCGCGAUAUUACAUGGCUGAUCCUUUGAGAAGAAGACAAAAUUCAUUCUUUUUAGGAAGAAAUCUCUUUCUCCUUUAAUAUCUUGCUAUGCAGAAUUGAACUGUAUAUUUUUCUCUUCAGCACAAGUGGAAGAGUUUGUGUUUGUGUGUGUAUAUGUGUUCAAUUUCCAAAUGAGAUAGUAUCUCUUAAGUGCUCUGGACCUUUUGAGUUAGGAUGAUGAUGAUUAUUAAUCGACUAACAUAUGCUCUUAGGACAACAAUAGAUCCUACUUUGCUAUGGGACAGACUGGAGGGCCAGUAAGUUUAAUUUUGAAAAUUGUCUGUGUUUGCCUUUUAUUUCAUUCACUUAACCAAAAAAUUAAAAAAAAAGGAGCAUUGAUUAGAUACUAGAUGGAGGCUGCUUUCCUUUGGGGGGUAAUUUCUUUGGUUCGGAGUUCAGGGUUCUCUGCCUGAGCUUCGGGCCCCACUCUGGAUCACACCCCACCGGGGAGCUUGCCAGUCAGGAGGGCUUCUCUGCCGAAAUCCAAGCUUCAGUGUGAGCCUUGGCCCUAGCUUGCCCCCUCCUCCCUGGCUCCUCAUUGGUCAGCCGGCUGUGCUGGAGGUGGCUGAUUGACAGCAUGCAGGAAUUCCCCCCAGUAUAAAUAUAGCCCGGUGCAGUUACAGACUUCUCCAGACCCCCGGGGCAGAGGACUUUCAGUCAGGAAUGUCCGCAGACUGCUCAGAGGAAGGAAGGCAGUUUCCUUUCCUCCAUCUACUCCACUAUAGCUUUGGAGGAGAUCUCUUAGUAGACCUGGCUAAAAUCUCUCAGGAUUUGGAAGGUUUGCCUGGCUGUUCCACAGCCUACCCAGGACACUUGAAUUUUCCGAAGAUGUUUGAGUUGCUGAACACAGCUAAUGAGAUGGAUGACAGCCACUAUGAACAGGAUCGGAAUGCACUUAAAAGAAAAGAAUGGGAACGGAGAACUCAAGAAGUCCAGCAAGAUGAAGAUCUCUUUGCAUCAGGUUUCAGUCUUUUUGGGGAACCCUACAAGAGUGAAGAUAAUUUUUGCUACGAAAAAAGAAAUGAACCAGCUAAGGACUCUCAGUGGAUAAAAACAAACAAAGGUGAUGCACUUGCCAGCCGCGUCCAGAACACACUGGGAAACUAUGAUGAAAUGAAGGACUUAUUAACCAAUCAUUCCAAUCAGAGCCAACUAGUGGGAAUCCCCAAGAAUUCUGUACCCCAGACUCCCACUGAAAAAAAUGAAUCAAGUUUUUUUCCUGAACAAAGGAACCGGAUGAUCGUACCUCAUCAGAGCUGUAGCAAUUCAACAGCAUCAGUGCCUCCCCCGACUUCAGUGACUCCGAGUUCAAGUGUAUUACACAGUCAUCAGACCAUCAAAAAAGCAAGAGGUGAUUGGCAACGAGCUGGUCACAGCUCCACCAUUACUCAGGCAAACCAGUCCACUGGGCAGCCUAGUCGGAUGAAAAAUGGCUCUUCCCAUGAUCAGCCUCAAGGCAGAUAUGAAGACCUGUUCAACUGUCCAACGGAACAGUCCAAAAAUGGAGGAAUGGAGGAUACCAGCAUGGUACCAGUAUCUCAUGCAAGAAGACUUAGCCAUUCAAAGUCCAAUGGUGGAGAGGCUUCUUAUAAAGAGAGCAUUCAAUGCCCAUCCCCAAUAGAUUUUGAAUUUUUAGCAAAUGGGCCUAUUUCUCCGCUCCCUUCCACAUCUUUACUCUCUGCAGCCAGUAGUCUUGCGAUUCAAAAUUUCCCACAAGGCCUUUACUGCAAAACGAGUGUGGUUCAGCAGAAGCCUACCGCGUAUGUGAGGCCCAUGGAUGGUCAGGAGCAACUAUCAGACUUCUCCCCAACAAUGAAGCCGUUGCUCGAAAUUGAGAAUGGAUUUUCAAGUCAAACAUUUGGGACAGUGCUGGAGGGAAAACCUAGUGCAGCCACUUCAAAGACUAAACUCACAAAGCUCACCAUCCCUCAGCCAAGUGAAAUCAAUCUUUCUAAUGAUCCCAGCUGUGUGGAAGACAUUUUAAGGGAGAUGACUUACACCUGGCCUUCACCUCUUUCUGCAAUUCACACUCCAAGAAAAGCAGAACAAAGUAAAUUUUCCAUCUCAGGCAAGGAUCUACAACUUUCGACCUCAGGAUACAGUGCACAAAAGUGGAGUGACCAAGACAUCAAAGCACCAACCAAACUACCUAUAUCACAAAAAUCAAUGCUUGAAGACGAUCUGAAAAUCAGCAGUGAUGAGGAUGAAAAUGAACAGGACGUGGAAAAGGCAAAAGCCACGGACAUUCCUUCAAAUCCAACGCUGCCGCCUGUCCCGGAGCCCCCGGUCAUCGCCUCCAGCGGGGGUUCUGGAAGCUCCAGUGAAUCGGACAGCAGUUCGGAGUCUGAUUCUGACAGCGAGAGCUCCUCAAGUGACAGCGAGGGCAACGAGGAGUCCCGCAGCAAUACUCCUCAGCCAGAUCCACCUUCGACCAACAAAUGGCAGCUGGACAAAUGGCUCAACAAAGUGAACCCGCAUAACAAAACAAUUAUAAGCAACCAAAAUGAGACAUCCAGUGAGAAUAAUACUCUACUUUCCAUCACCCCACAAACCGAAGCACAGAAUAAAGGAAAAGUCAAUCCUGGCCUGUUUCAGAUCGAACCCAAAGAGAGGCCUCUGCUGAGCCCUCUCAGAGAGAAAGCACGUCAACGGCUCCUCCAGAAACCACCACCUCCUCUAGAGGCCAAAAACUCCAAGCAGAAGUCACCCGCUCCAAAUGAAGCAGCCCCUCAGAAGAUCAUGGGCAAAAAGCAACCCCAAAAGGUCGAAAGGACACCCAGCACCGAAGAGUACCCCUGGCCUAGACCAAAUAUUCAUCCCAGCAACACUCCCAAAGACAAAGACACGCCGGAACACGGAGAGCAGGCCAAAGCACGCAACAGAGCAGCAGUUGGAAAACUGGCCCCAAGGAAAGAACCCAAACUUACGGCAGCGUUUAUUGCCGAAAAAAAGAAGUUGAGAGGCCCUGGAAAAAUCGUUCCCAAGUCUCGAGAAUUUGUUGAAACCGAUUCCUCAACUUCAGACUCCAACACGGACCAAGAAGAAGCCUUACAGGUUAAAUCGGGGCCUCCCUGUCCCACUCCGAUCAGCGCCCCCAAACCGAAGGAGACUCCGGGCAACGGCAUUGUCAGCGUCAGCACUUUAAGCGGAAGCAGCAGUAACAGCAGCAUCUGCACGGAUGUCGCUGCCGCUGAAGUGGAGGAGCAGCUUUUUUCACCUCUGCCCAUUGUGCAAACUGAACUUUUGUCCCCAAUACGCGAUAAUGACGAUGCUAAUUCACUUUGGGUCAAAAUAGAUCUUGGCUUACUGUCUCGAGUACCUAGCCGAGAGCCAGCUGAAACCACUUCCACCAAGACCGAUGCCAGAGAAAAUAAUGCAAAACAGCCACAGCCACAGCCGGCACAGCCCCCACAGUCCCGAGAGUCACCUGGUCCUUCAUUUGCUGAAAAGGUGCCGGCCAAGAACAAGAGGAAGUACAAGUCAGCUGAUCAUCUGGACCCGUUCACUGACAACAAGAAGCAGCGACUAGAUGAUAUCCCACCAUCCUGUCUGCUUCCACCUUGCAUUUCACCAAUACCCAAUAGUAACAGAUUCCCCAGCACUAAAGAAAACAAUCCAGCCAAAAAAGUGACCAAGAAGAGAGAUGACAAGCUAUUCCCACCUCCACUGUCCCCCUUGUCGGAUGAACCCUUACAGCGACGUGCCAGUUCUGACAGCAACAAUUCCUCCAGUCAGGAAGUUCCCAUGCCUACUGCUUUUCCGGCCGCCAGCUGUUCUUUUUCCAGACCCAGAAAGAAUGAGACCAAGACCAAUUUAAACUUCAGAAUUUGUGGUGAAGACAACUACAGUCGGGGUCCCAGCGUCGGGCUUCUGGAUAGUAAUCAAUUGGAGAUGGCUACUUGGUCUUCGAUGUCCUCCCUCACCAAUGGGAGCUCAGAGUCCAGAAGACCUCGGAUUCAUUUUGAUGACAUGCCUCACAAUGCCGACUAUUACAUGCAGGAGGCCAAGAAGCUGAAGCACAAAGCCGAUGCACUGGCAGAGAAGUUUGGCAAAGCCGUAUAUUAUACCGAUGCGGCCCUUUCCUUCAUCGAGUGCGGCAAUGCAAUGGAGCGGGACCCAUUGGAAGCGAAAUCUCCAUACACCAUGUACUCUGAAACUGUGGAGCUCAUCAGGUACGCUCUGAGACUCAAGAACUUCACGUGCUCUUCUGCCACAGAAUGGGACAAGAGACUUGCAAUUUUAUGUUACCGAUGCCUAUCACUCCUGUACUUGAGAAUGUUUAAACUAAAGAGGGACCAUGCUAUGAAGUAUUCCAGAUCUCUGAUGGAAUAUUUUAAGACUUCUUCCAAGGCUGCCCAGAUACCAUCUCCAUGGGGAAGCUGUGGAAAGAGCACAGACGCACCAUCCCCUUUGUCUCUCAGCCCUUCAUCAUCAAGUGCUUUACCAUCCCUGGGACCUAUUGUCAUUCCUCAUCGAAUCCACCACAUGGCAGCCAGCCACGUCAACAUCACUAACAACGUGCUUCGUGGCUACGAACACUGGGACAUGGCUGACAGACUGACCAGAGAGAACAGAGAAUUCUUUGCAGAUUUAGAUUCACUGAUGGGGCCUUUGACUCAACACAGCACAAUGACCAACCUGGUUCGUUACAUCCGCCAAGGACUGUACUGGCUUCGCCUAGAGGCCAGCCUGUCCUAAUGUCCUAACGACCGUCAUCUUCAUCAUCCCAUAGUUCUACCUCUACCAGCAUACUGAUGAUCACUGGUGGAACUCCACUUAUUUGGGAAACAUUUUUUGGUUUGUGUGUUCAUUUUAUGCCUCUUUUGAUAUCUGUGGGAAGCAGGAAUCAGUCAGUGUAAGUGGACAUUACACCUCCAGAAUAGUACACGUUUAAUCACCUAGCUAUUUCAGGUCAUUUUAGCUCCAUCUUUCCAACCAUGAAUCCCUUCUAUGCUUUACAAAAUACUACAUUCCCUGCAGUCUUGCUUCAUGUCCACACUGCCUAAAACUAAAAAUGGAAAGAAAGCACUUUGUGAAGAUGACGGAUUCCUGAGAAAUAAAGCAUAAAUGUCUUACCGAUUUAUAAGAAGAGAAUUUUAGACACAGAGAACCUGCAGAGAUUAAAAUUUUAUAAAUCAUAUAGCUGUCCCCCAAAUCUAAACUCAUAUGAGCCAGAAAAAAAAAGAAAAAAAAAAGCCUUUCACUGCUUCAUUCCUAGUCAGGAUUCAUGGCUGAAGUUUUGUGUUUUCCAUACACUUGAUCUUCAGUGACAAUUUUCAUUGUGAAACUUCCUGGGGAGAUGUCCCAAUAAUAUCUGAGAACCACCAGUGUUAGAAAACAAAGCAACACAGCAAGGCUACUCUAAAGAUGCUAACCAGCAUGCUAUUAGAGGCUUUGUCCCAUUGUUUUUUUUGUUUUUGUCACCUGUCCUAAUCUCUGCUGUCAGAUUGUAAUAGUAAAGAAUAACAAUUUUUACAAAAAAAAGAUAGGAUGGGAAAGAGGGUGACAUUUGUUUUGAGUGGUUUGGGCAGUCUACUGGCACAUUCCCUUUCCAUUCUGGGACUUGACACACGUUUUAAUCUUUCUCUAGACUUCCCUUGGAGAAAGGCUCUCCUUGAAUACAUAUGUAUGUAUGUAUGUGUGUGUGUGUAUCACACACACACACACACACUUCAGUAGGAGUUGCAAAAUCUAAUAUUACACUAUAGACAUGGCUACUUCAGAUGGGAGCCAUCUGGAGGGCCCUUGACCCAGUAAUUAACCCUGAUAAUUCCUGCUUUAGAGCCAUUCCUCAUAUUCUGUUGGCAGGUUGGUACUCUUUCACAAAAUAGAUGACAAAGUCCAAGUUUUCACUACCUAGGAGUAAUACUGUACUUGGAUGACCUACUGUAUGCAUUCUGUACUUGGCCCUGUCAGCUCUCCAAAGUCCCCAUUGUCAUAUGGGUAUUUUUGCUGAUUAGCCAAACAAUCAAUUGGGGUCAAAUCCAUUCAAGCCUAUACACCAUCAUGAAACAAUUGAUAGGAAAUCCCAAAGAAAAUUGCCAGUGAUCUGAAUAUUCGUGGAACUGUUUUUACUUUGAAGGAAAAAAACAUAGGUUGUAUGGUAAUACAUUUUUAAAAAUCCUGAAGAUCUCAUCACCAAACAUGUCACUCAGUUUGGCCAUGUUUCCCCAUUAGUUCCAACUCACCAUCCACACCUUUUACCAUGCUUAAAAUUGAAUUUACGUCCAAAAAUACCACAGUGGAAAAUUAUACUCUCCAUCUCAUCAUACACCUAUGAGACAUCAUCCAAACUUUAGCUCAUCAUAUCUGCCUCUUAAGGCAAAACCCAGACUAGUCUUUAAUCUGCUGUUCACUAAGUUACAGCCAGAUUUUUUAAAAUGUGAUUGAUUUUCAAUCUGAUCUUGCAGAUUGGGGCUGAGAGGAAUUAGGGAAGGCUCAUUCAGAAUGGUAUUUUUCUGGAGGUAGGGACGCAUGGGCAUCUGCAUCGUAAGAAAACCAACUUGCUGGUCUUGGGGGAAUUCAAGUUUUCCACCCGCCAGCCCUGUGUAAUGCAAGGUCAUUGUCUAGACUCGGACAAUCGAGCCAGACAGCUGUAAUCCAAGACUACUGUGAACUCCUGAAUGGAGACUUCUCAAAACUUCAUCUCCACAAAUACCACCACAGAGUGCCAGGGCAGUUUCUCAAGGAAACUUACAUAUUAGCUUCCCCUUGGCAGUUGUAGAAGGAAGAUUCAUCUCGGAUUCCAGGAUAUUUUCAUCUCUCCUUGACGUACAAUAGGUAGGAGGCAAAGAAAUCUCCUACCUGAUUUUGCCACCUCCAGUGGCUAAAUUUCCAGGGUCUGCCAACAGCAGCAGCAGCAGAAUCUGAAAGUCUGACAGACGAGUUUAGGCUUAGCAGCCAGAUCAUACCUGACCGGUCCUGUGUCAAAAACAGCUUAAGGAUCAACAAAACAUGGAGGGUGUACCAUCUGAGGGGAUGACGCUUUUGAUUUUGUUGUUAAGGAUUCGUACCGGUUUAUCGUUUGCAACAUAGAGUUGUCUGUAAUGUGUCUUAGGUAUGGAAGCAUUCUAGGGUUGGCCGUGUUGACGUGUUCAGCACAUUUCCACAGCUCUAAUGCUCAGGACAGAAUAGAGGCGGAGGUCCCUUCUGGUGAUGACGGAGAGGAGGCGUAACUCCUUAGCCGUCACUUAUUUAACAACGAGGGACUGUCAUGAGAGCAGCAUCAUGGAAUCUGCUGCAACUGACAGGCAUUUAGGAAAGCCAAGUACUUCCUAGGUUCCAUCAAUGCUAAGACAGAGAAGCCCCAACCCUCUUCUCUAUGGGUACCGCCCAGCCAGAAUGCAAUACCCUCUUUGAUAAUCCAAAAUACCACUUGUGGCAGUGUGAAAAGUUUCUGUUCGGCUUUGGCUUGGGUAUCAUUUUUAUUGUUUGUUCGUGGUGUUGUCUUUUUCCCGUCUCACUGUGGUAGGGAGGAUUAUUUUGAAAAUUAUUUAGUAGUGUGAUACUAAGGAUAGAAUUUUGCCAUUAAGUAUGUGGCUAGCCAGCCUGUAGACCGCUAAUCAUUGAACAAUUUGAUUGAGAAAACUGGUAUUUUUUUUUUUUUCUGAUCGGGUAACACCAUUGCAAAGGUAGAUGAGCUGUUGCUAGUGGGAAAAGAUUCAAGCUUAAGGUCUCCUUUUUUCCCAUCAGAGUAGAAUGAUACACAUCUGCAGUCAGUAAGUAGAUAAAUUAGAGCUUUUAGUGAAAUUGUGUUUUGAUCAUAUUUUGGGACAUUCUACCACCGAACCAUAUAUAUUCCAUUCAUUCAUGUCAUCUUAGUUGUUUUGAAAAGAUUUUUUUAUCAUCUUUCCUGCCACAAAUUUCUGAUGUUUUAUUAAGAUUCUCCUUCUGGAGGUGGUUUUGGAAAGCAAUUUUUCAAUCAUGAAUGGAGUUCCCAGAAUCCUAGGUACCAAAUAACCAACUUCUUGACAGACAAGGGGACUACAUGACCUCCAAAUCAGUCAUUUGCCCUCUUAGGGUCCCUUUUAUCAUCUGUGAAACAACAAAGGGAGUUAGAUCAAGUGGUACUCUCGCUUGGGUCCCUCCUGCCUCUGUGUUUCUGGGUGAAGGAGCUGGCAUUUGAUGGCCCUUUUAUUGAAACACUGGGUCAAUACCAUUUAUAACCACGCACGCGCGCGCGCGCGCACACACACACACACACACACACACACACACACACCUUGCUUUGAAUUAUAAUGAAGUUAAGCCAGUUGCUUGAUGGAAGGCAACCCAAACAACUGGCUGAAGGAUAGAUAUUUUUUGUUUGUUUCUUUUUGCACUUCAACUGCUACUACCUAACACAGCCUUAUUUGCAUAAUUCAAAUCAAAUCAUUUUCAUUGGGAUUAGUGAUAGAAACAAUAUCUGCAUAUUUGACAUCCCAAACCAGAUAGGUGAGUAGAUCAGCUAGCAUCAGAUAUUAGUUAGAACAUCUACUAUUUUAGGGUAAAGAGAGAGAGAGCUGUCCACCUCCCUUUCCGUUUUCCACCUCAUGAAAGUGGAGGCCCUCUUCAAAUACCAUCACGUUUUUCUCCGUAAUCAGACAAGUAACCGAAGAUUGCAUUUUGUGUAUAUGAGGGGAACGGGGUGGGGGGAACCCUCUGAGCCAGAUUGCAGUUGGGGGGAAGGGGAGAUAACCCUUCUGAGCCAGAUUGGGGGGGAGGGGGGAGGGAGGGUAUCUUUCUGAGCCAGAUUGCAGUUAUAGGGAUGGGCAGGGGUGGGGGGAACCUUUGUGAGCCAGACUGCAGUAUUUGCCCCAUUGGGAUCCUGACAAGCAGGGAUAAUCGAAACCUUCCUACUAGGCCCAUGCAAAGUCAGGGGAUGCUGAACUGCAUUUUUAGAAUCAUUAUAAAUAAUCAUUCUUGUAAGAGACUGGAGAUUGUUCCAUUUUAUCAUCUGUGUAGUGUAGAAAAGCAAAUAUUUGCUAAAAUUCAUUUAAGCUGCCAAAUGCAUGUUGGCUAGUAAAUAGUACACGGUACCUUACCCCCCAGCCUUGGUGGAAAAGUUAGCUUUUGAAUUUUUCCUUGACCUUAAGGUGGGACCUGGAAGGUAGGGGACAUGGGUGGUACAAUCAAGAGGCCUUUAAAAACCCCAGCCCUCUCUAAAAGACGGAAGGAAGGAAGACCCUGAAGUACAAGCGAGCUAGCGUGACUCCUUAUGAAAAGCGGCUAAUGAAAGUUUUCCACUUAGGAGCCCUUUCAUAUAGAUCCUAUUUCUCGUCAUCCACCAGGUCUUGUAUUCUUUCCUCAACAAUCUGUGGUAAGCUGGAGUGGGUAGGAUGGAAGGGGGAAUAACGUCCCCAGAAUUGGUGCCUUAUUAAGAAUCUCAGACUCCCUACCGAUUUGGUUUUUCAUUCAAUUAAACCACUGGGCUGACGGGAUAGGAGAAAUCCCACUUCUUGCCCGCCAAGGAAACACAUCAUCCAAUGAACAAAUCCGAUCACCUCUUUCAGUAAUCGGUCAACUGGAUCCCUUUCCACCAUGCCAGGGUCACCCGAGGGCCUGCCAGAGAAGCAAGUUCCUGUCAAGUAAUGGUCUAGUAAAACACUGAAACAAGCUAAGCUGACAUUAUUCUUCCUUCUCUCCCAGCCCGAUGAUUUUUCUGUAACUUCCAAAUAGCGCACCCAAACUCAAGCAGCAAGGCCGGUGACUCUCCCACAUGUGCGUAUGGAUCCAGCUCCCUAUUGGAAGACUGGUUUUAAGAGGGCCAGAGGUCAGCUGAAGUUGUUGAUGGUUUACCUUAUAGAUGACUCACUUUUUCUAUAUUUUCAUAACUUUGGGAGUAUUUUACGCUUUCUGCUUCAGUGGGGUGGACAAAACACAAGAUAUCUGGGCCCUAGAAGGAAAGAGGGUAUGGCAAGAUGGAAGAAAGCCUCCAUUAGCAAACAAAGUAGACUGAGUCAAGCUCGAAAGUCACCUCACAGUCAGAAUCAAAACAGGGUCAGGGGAGAUGAGUGGGGAGUAUCUUCUGUUUAGAUUUUUUGUUGUUUUUUUUUAAAAAAAAAAAAACAUCUAGAGUAUCAUUUCUAACUAGACAUUGUAGCAGAAGCUAAUAUUCAUUAAUGUUGUUCCUCUUAAUGUGGAAAUUUGGUCACCCCAGAACCUUUUGUUUUUUUAAUUUUGCUUUUACUUUCCUGAUUUGGAAAUUCAAUUUCUGUAUUCAAAUUGCAAAAGCUGAGAAAUAUGUACUGCCUAGCCUACACCUUCAAGUCCAAUCUUUCCUAUAAGCAAUUAAAUUAACCAUAUUCGCAAGCUGUGCUAAGAAGUAAUUUGUUCUUCUAGCUAACAUCAAAAGAACUUAAGACUUUGUGCUAUAAUAUUAAACACUGAUCGAGAGUGAUCCUCUUCUUCAUUCUGACCUGUCAUUCAGUCAGUUAGUAGUUUUCCAACACAUACAGGGUCCUGGUGAUUACAAGGCCGCAACAUAUGUGCACUAAGUCCUCUGCCCUUGAGGAGAGCUCACCGUCAGCGAUUAAUUCUGGGGAUGGUGAGAAACCAAAACUUUGGGGUCCUCUGUUUCCUAAAGAUUCUUCUCCAGCUCUUUUUUCUUAAUGGAGUAUUUCAGUGCCUGGAUUUAAGUCUUUGGCAUAAUAUCUUGCAGAUGAAAUCAGUCCCUCAGCAGUAGAUGGAUUGGCUCGCAUAGACACAGCAAGCUACAAGUGUCUAAGGUCAUCAAGUCCAUCUUUUGUGUUUCAGAGAGAGACAGUAUCAAAACGAGAGUCUUUAAUCUUGCUCUUCACCUAUAAAUCUUACAAGUGCAAUUCUUUCUAAAGAUCCAAACCCCAGAGUCUUUUUUGAAGCUCCUUUCCUUCCCAGAAAAGCCCGUCCCUCUGGAUAUUUCCAAAAGAGAAAUCUUUCAGCUCAAAUCCUUCACAUUUUUUUUUUUUUUUUUGGAUUCUGCAUUUGUUGCUUUGAUUCCUGAUAGUGUUCAUUGGAUUAGGACUUUUACAGACUGUUUGAUUUAGCAUCCUCCUCAGAUAAUAUGAAUAUGUCACAAAUGAAUUUGGCAGAGAUACCGUCCCUGAGAUCAAAGGUUUGAGAAACCCCUUCAUUUGGCAAACACGGGCUGUUUAGUGACAUUUCCCCGGUGUCUGAUGAUAUAUCUCGGAAGAACUGUCGCUUUCUUUUUUCUUUUUGGACAAAUGCCUAGGUAAAUGUGAGUUUGUGAGUUGUAUUUGUUCAUGCUUCUAAGGGUAACGGGAGAAUGAGAAGUAGAUGUGUCCUGAUUUCAAACAUGCCGGUCACAGCUCCCUAAAAAUUGCAUCAUAUCACAGCAUAAAUGCAACUUCAUUGCAUUCAUCCGUCCCAUUUUGAGCUCCGUGGCACACUGUCUUCCCAUUGUGACUUUAAUAUGGAGUGAGUGACGUAGCUGCUGGCCAAGAAGGCGGGAUUUGUCGCUGAGCUUGAGUGUGAAGUCCAGCAGUAGCCAAUUUGUUUCGAUGUUUCCCUUAACCGACCUGAAUCUGAAUGGUAAAAUUCCAUUCAGGAAAUCUGCCGUUUUGUUGUUGCCGUUGCUGCUGUUAUUGUUUUUUGCUUGUUGGGUAGAGGAGUAUUUUAGUUAUAAGAAAAAAAUUCCCCUAGCCCUUAAUUCCUUUACGCAAGGAUGUCAUCUAGGGUACUCGGUGAAGCUACGUGAGACUGGCUGCUGCUGCUGCCUAUCAGUGAAAUACAGACACUGAUCAAGUUCCAGCGUUCCCUCCUGGAGGACAUCUGGGCCCUUUUGGCUAUGCCCUUCCACGCCUAGGUGUUCCCCCAUUGGAGGGAAGGAUAGUUAGAAAUUGUUUCGGACUGUAUGUUUUCCUAACAUACUUUAUGUGCUAAUGCUGUUCUACAAACUCUACUACGAGCUAUUUUCUCAUCACCGAGACAUUUGAUUCAGAGUUGCAUAAGCCCCGGAGACUGUGGGGGCUCUGUCCUGCCUGGCUUCUCAAUCUGGAUGUUUCAUUUGUAAGUCUCUCGCACUCGGAGUAUUUGCUAAUGUCAGCACUAGCCUGUGUAUAAGGAGCAGAAGGCUAAUUUCAUUGUGCUAGAAUGACGACAGGGCGCUGUCAGUGUUCUCUUGUUCUCACUUCUUAGCGCAUUUCGGGAACCAGGCUUUUAUUCAGAUGAUCGAGUGCCACUGAAAGUACGCAUCCAGCUCCAGGGAUGCAAAUGGAAAAGUAUCUUUCCCCAUCCCUAUGAGGCGAGGACCCUCACAAACAAAUGCAAUGCCGGGGAAUCGCUCCCGUGGUAUAGCAAACAACAACUUGUGUUCGGCUUGCUAUUUCUAUGCUAUUGUCAGGCUGGAUGUGUUGCUUUAAUAGAACUUUCUCUUUCCCCAAACCCAUUUCUUAGAAGGCUAUGGACAUAUCACCACAGAAGGGCCAGAACCAGAAACGAAAGCCGUUUUCCUUUGGGCGCCUUUGCCUGAUCGUGCAAGUCUUUCUGUCCCCUGGGGAUGGCACUGGCCUUUGUGGGAGAAAUGUCAUUACUCCAUACAAAGUUUCCAGGAAAGUGGAAAACUAGAAUGCGGGGGACACAAUUAGAGCAUGCCAAGGGACCCCAGGCUGUGGAAAGGUGUAUCAUUUAACGUCACGAUGUCGGAACUGGGAUUGACCAGCGUCCACUAUACCAUCUCUAAUCUAUACCCUGAGUGUUGUUUGUCUCCUGGCCUGGUUACUCAAAGCAAAGCCUCAUGAAGUCUCAAGGGUCUUCAGACCAAAGUAAGAUCCAUUUCCACGAUGUCACCCCGGGUAACCAUUCAAAUUAGAGGAUCAUUUCAGAAGUUCCCUUUGAGCUUGAAAUCUCAUUUCAACUGAAGCCAAUUUGCCUUCUGUUUUGUGCAGCUCUCCUUACAGCAAUCCACAAGGUGUCUUUGUUCUUACCAAGCAUGUGAUUCUUGUAAAAUUUUCAGUAAGUUGCGCCAUUUUGUACAGGCCAGGGUAACCGUUAUAAUGCCAAGCAAUGACUACAGUGUCGUGUAGUUCUGCCAGUCGGAUUUCUUUUGUUUCCUAUGGAUAGAAUUGUUCGUAUUCUGCUUGGUUUGGGGUCUUUCUUUUCAGCUUUGUGUUUCCAGUGUGUUGCCCAGUUACACAUUUUGUUUUCGUUUGAUUCUGAAUACAGUGAUACUCUGUGUAAAAACA
This is a messenger RNA of Sarcophilus harrisii (Tasmanian devil), 14666 nucleotides long. It is a transcript of the gene AFF2, whose product is annotated as AF4/FMR2 family member 2. NCBI's taxonomy places the organism in Eukaryota, Metazoa, Chordata, Mammalia, Dasyuromorphia, Dasyuridae. The record is from RefSeq and is a predicted model, not a curated record. Gene Ontology annotation, biological process: regulation of RNA splicing. The transcript is spliced from 22 exons. Gene Ontology annotation, molecular function: G-quadruplex RNA binding. The coding region runs from base 2170 to 6204 and encodes 1344 amino acids. Gene Ontology annotation, cellular component: nucleus; nuclear speck.